UGAAAGCUACACGGCUUCAAACGCACAGGCAAGCUUAGUAACCAGCCAUGAAGACCAUGAAGAGAUGCAUUAUUCCUAGCAUCCUGCUGAUGCUUUCACUCGAGGCCGUCCUCCUCGUCGCCGCCGGCCGCCCUUCCACGGCCACCGGCGCCGACGAUGUGGGCACCAUUCUCCUGCCGAGCCAAGGCAAAGGCGAAGCAGGAGUGGUGGCGGCAGCGAAGAAGAAGGGGGAAGAGGAAGAGAGGCCAUGGAAAUGCUGCGACUUUGCUCUGUGCACCAGGUCAUUCCCACCGCUGUGCCGCUGCAUGGACAAGGUCGAGCAGUGUGCUGCGACCUGCGAGAAAUGCGAGCCGGCCACGUCGGACUCAUCCCGCCGCGUCUGCAACGACUGGUACCAUGGCUUCCCGGGGCCCAUGUGCACGGAGGCUGUUGCAACAGCGAAGAAGGAGAAGGCGGAAGAAGAAGAGAGGCCGUGGAAAUGCUGUGACUUGGCUCUGUGCACCAGGUCGUUCCCGCCGAUGUGCCGCUGCCUGGACAAGGUCGAGCAGUGUGCCGCAAACUGCAAGAGCUGCGAUCCGGCCGCGUCGGACUCGUCCCGCCGCGUCUGCAACGACUGGUACCAUGGCUUCCCCGGCGCCAAGUGCACCGCCGACGGUAACUAGCAUGCGCGUUGAUCACCUGAUCAACGCCGUCCAGCCUGAGCUUUAGUAGCUGCAGCAGCCUGCAGUGUCUGUAAGCAACAAAAUAAAAUGGAAAGUCAGGCAAUCACGAAUAAAAAUGGAAAGUCAGGCAAUGAUGAAUAAGACAAGUCGUCGUGCGUGUGUACUCCGUGAAAAUGGAGUUCGUCACCAUGUUUUCACGAAAUGAACGCACUUUUGUUAUUCUUGAA
Triticum aestivum (bread wheat) is the source of this 889-nucleotide messenger RNA. RefSeq names its product Bowman-Birk type trypsin inhibitor. The record is from RefSeq and is a predicted model, not a curated record. Gene Ontology annotation, cellular component: extracellular region. Bases 48 to 662 code for a protein of 204 amino acids. Lineage: Eukaryota; Viridiplantae; Streptophyta; Magnoliopsida; Poales; Poaceae. The transcript has 2 exons. Gene Ontology annotation, molecular function: serine-type endopeptidase inhibitor activity.